Messenger RNA from Pestalotiopsis fici W106-1, 1869 nucleotides. RefSeq lists its product as uncharacterized. Bases 1 to 1869 code for a protein of 622 amino acids. The transcript has 3 exons. Gene Ontology annotation, biological process: transmembrane transport. Gene Ontology annotation, molecular function: transmembrane transporter activity. The record is from RefSeq and is a predicted model, not a curated record. Lineage: Eukaryota; Fungi; Ascomycota; Sordariomycetes; Amphisphaeriales; Sporocadaceae.
AUGCCUUUCGGAUUGGGCAAGAAGAAGCCCAGCGGCGACGCCAAGCCUACGGCGACGGCCGAGGUAACAGACACGACCACGACGACACAAGUAGAUCAGGCCUCUCACAAUGGCGACAGCGACGACAUAUCGAGCGUCUCGACGCACCCAAGGGAGGAGAACAAUACGGUCACCAAGACGGUGUCGCGGGCGUCCACCACCCACGAAUACCCAGAGGGCCUCCGCCUUGCCUUGUUAUUGAUAUCCAUCUUUAUUAGCAUGUUCUUGGUUGCCCUAGACAGACUGAUUAUAUCGACGGCCAUUCCUCGUAUCACAGACGAUUUCAAAUCUCUGCAAGAUGUGGGCUGGUAUGGAUCCGCCUACCUGCUCACAACGGCUUCCUUUCAGUUGAUGUUUGGCAAAGUCUACACAUUCUUUUCAGUCAAGUUGACAUUUAUGGCCGCCGUGUUUCUAUUUGAGGUGGGCUCCGCCAUCUGCGGCGCCGCUCCCAGCUCGACCGUCUUCAUCGUGGGCCGCGCCGUCGCUGGUGUGGGAGCCGCCGGAAUCUUUUCCGGUGUCAUUAUCAUCAUUGUCUACGCCGUACCACUACACAAGCGACCGUUGUAUCAGGGCCUCUUUGGUGCCGUAUUCGGUCUCGCAUCCGUCAUUGGACCCCUCGUCGGCGGCGCCUUCACCUCCAACGUCUCAUGGCGGUGGUGUUUCUACAUCAACCUGCCCAUUGGCGGCGUUGCCCUGGUUGUCAUUGCCUUUUUGCUCUCGCUGCCUGACCGCGAGACUACCAAGCUGCCCCUCGGACAGAAGCUCGCGCAGCUCGACGCCGUCGGCACCCUCCUCUUGAUCCCCGGCGUCGUCUGUCUCCUGCUCGCCCUCCAGUGGGGAGGUCUCCAGUACGCCUGGAACAGCGGUCGCGUCAUUGCCUGUCUCACGCUGGGCAUUGCCCUCCUCGUUGGCUUCUGCGUUGUGCAGGUCUACAUGCCCAAGACGGCGACUUUGCCGCCGCGCAUCUUCAAGCAGCGUAGUAUCCUGGCUGGUUUCUGGGCGACGCUGUGUAUUGGCUCGCAAAUGAUGAUCUUUAUCUACUUCCUGCCCAUUUGGUUCCAAGCCAUCAAAGAGGUCUCGGCCGUCGACUCGGGCAUCCGUCUGCUCCCUCUAACCCUGGCCAUGGUGGUGGCGUCCAUGUCGACCGGUAUCCUCACGUCCAAGAUUGGCUACUACACCCCGUUCCUGAUUGCGGGCACCUGCGUCAUGUCCAUUGGCGCGGGCCUGCUGACGACGCUCGAGGUCGACACGGGCUCGGGCAAGUGGAUCGGGUACCAGAUCCUCUACGGCUUCGGCAUGGGCCUGUCGUUCCAGGCGCCCAACCUGGCGGCGCAGACGGUGCUGCCCACGCGCGAUGUGCCCAUUGGCACCUCGCUCAUGUUCUUCAGCCAGCUGCUGGGCGGCGCCAUCUUCAUCUCGGUCGGCGAGAACGUGCUCAACACGCAGCUGGUCAGCCGCCUCAGCACCCUGCCCAACUUUAACGUCGGCCUCGUCAUUGACAAUGGCGCCACGGCCCUCACCUCGUCGGUCCCCGCCAGCCUGCUGCCCCAGGUCCUGGUGAGCUACAAUGAGGCCCUGCGCAAGUGCUUCCAGAUUGGCCUCGCCAUGUGCUGUCUCACCAUUCUCGGUGCCGCGGCCAUGGAGUGGCGGAGCGUCAAGCAAAAGAAGCCGGUCAAGACAUCGGCGGCUGCUUCUGCUGAUGCUGAUGCCGAAAAGGGCGAAAAGGCCCAAGAACCCGAGGACGAGGAGAUUGCCCGGGUGGCGUCUAGGGGCAUCACGAACCAAACGGCCGCAGCAGCUGCACAACUGCCAGCCAAGAUCAUCGAGUAA